Lates calcarifer (barramundi perch) is the source of this 2497-nucleotide messenger RNA. RefSeq names its product ATPase family AAA domain containing 3 (gene atad3). Bases 121 to 2160 code for a protein of 679 amino acids. Gene Ontology annotation, cellular component: mitochondrion. Gene Ontology annotation, molecular function: ATP hydrolysis activity; zinc ion binding; ATP binding. NCBI's taxonomy places the organism in Eukaryota, Metazoa, Chordata, Actinopteri, Centropomidae. Gene Ontology annotation, biological process: mitochondrion organization. The transcript has 16 exons. The record is from RefSeq and is a predicted model, not a curated record.
UGCGCAGAAGAUUGCGGCGUGACACGCGUGUGGAGGAAGUGCAGUGACAGAUCCGUAGCAGCUGCCUCCUCUCGCUCCACACAGAACCGGCCAAACUGUGCUUUAUUUGCCCUCGGUAAAAUGUCGUGGCUGUUCGGCCUGAACAAGGGGCAGCCCGAAGCUCCUCCCGGGCUCCCGGUCCAGCCUCCCCCCCCGCCGCCGCCGGCCGGAGGCUCCAGCGGCGGCGGAGAUAAACCCAAGGACAAAUGGAGCAACUUCGAUCCCACCGGGCUGGAGCGGGCUGCUCAGGCGGCCAAGGAGCUCGACAAGUCCCGACAUGCCAAAGAAGCUCUGGAUCUGGCUCGUAUGCAGGAGCAGACCACCCAGAUGGAGCACCAGAGCAAAAUGAAGGAGUAUGAAGCAGCAGUUGAGCAGCUCAAAGGCGACCAGAUGCGAAUCCAGGCUGAGGAGAGGAGGAAAACUCUGAAUGAGGAGACCAAGCAGCAUCAAGCGAGAGCUCAGUACCAAGAUAAGCUGGCCAGACAGCGAUAUGAGGACCAACUAAGGCAACAGCAAGCCUUGAAUGAGGAGAACCUCCGCAAACAGGAGGAGUCUGUACAAAAACAGGAGGCCAUGAGGAAAGCGACGAUAGAGCACGAGAUGGAGCUGAGGCACAAGAAUGAGCUCCUGCGUAUAGAGGCUGAAUCUAAAGCUCGAGCCAAGGUGGAGAGAGAGAAUGCCGAUAUAAUCCGUGAGCAAAUCCGUCUGAAGGCAGCGGAGCACAGACAGACUGUCCUGGAGUCCAUAAAGACUGCAGGAGCCGUGUUUGGAGAAGGAUUCAGGGCGUUUGUGUCGGACUGGGACAAAGUCACAGCCACGGUGGCAGGACUGACCCUUUUAGCUGUGGGCGUGUACUCAGCCCGAAACGCAACAGCGGUGGCAGGACGUUACAUCGAGGCGAGGCUUGGGAAGCCGUCGCUGGUGCGAGAGACGUCCCGGUUCACUGUGGGAGAGGCAAUCAAGCAUCCAAUCAAGACGACUAAAAGGCUGAAGAGCAAACCUCAGGAUGCACUCGAGGGAGUUGUGCUCAGUCCCUCCCUGGAAGAGCGUGUGCGUGACAUCGCCAUAGCAACAAGAAACACAAGGCAGAAUCACGGCCUCUACAGGAACAUCCUCAUGUAUGGCCCCCCAGGCACGGGCAAAACACUGUUUGCUAAGAAGCUGGCAAUGCAUUCUGGGAUGGACUAUGCCAUUAUGACCGGUGGUGAUGUAGCACCCAUGGGUCGUGAUGGUGUGACCGCCAUGCAUAAAGUUUUUGACUGGGCCAACACAAGUCGACGCGGGCUGCUGCUUUUUGUUGAUGAAGCUGAUGCCUUCCUUCGCAAGAGAUCCACUGAGAAGAUCAGUGAAGACCUCAGAGCCACUUUGAAUGCAUUCUUGUAUCGCACUGGAGAACAGAGCAACAAGUUCAUGCUGGUGUUGGCCAGUAACCAACCAGAGCAGUUUGACUGGGCCAUAAAUGACCGCAUAGAUGAAAUAGUGAACUUUGCUCUGCCGGGUCCUGAGGAGAGGGAGAGGCUGGUACGGUUGUACUUUGACAAAUAUGUGCUGGAGCCCGCCACUGGAGGGAGGCAGAGGAUGAAGCUGGCGCAGUUUGACUACGGUAAGAAGUGCUCUGAGAUAGCAAAGAGGACAGAGGGAAUGUCAGGAAGAGAGAUCUCCAAGCUGGGUGUGGCCUGGCAGGCGGCAGCAUAUUCCUCUGAAGAUGGCGUCCUGACAGAGGCAAUGAUCGAUGCUCGGGUCGAUGACGCUGUCAAGCAACACCUUCAGAAGAUGGACUGGCUUCAUGGAGAAGAGGAGGCUCAGACCAAGACCCUUACACCUCCCCCAGCUGGGGCGACAGGCAGCGGAGGCAAAAUGGGCUUCACUCUGCCCCUCAGCGAGGCACCUCAGGCUCAGGAGAUGGUCGCUCCAGCCCUCGAGAUGAAUACAAAGCAAGAACGUGACAGUAUACCACCUCCUUCAGACUCCGACCAAGCAGCAGAGGGCAAAAGUGCCAUCCCAGCUGCACAGGACUGUGAAGGCGCUGUCAAAGCAGAAGCUACGACCGCAGCGGAGAGUUUAGUAGAAAAGGAAGACAAGACUGGAUCCUCUCCUCCAAAGGAUGGAACUCCAGUUUGAGUCAAAGAUUUGCUCAGUGGGGCUGAUGGGAUUUAAAAGAUUAGUGUCCUGCCCCUUUAACUAGUCUGUCAGUGUAUGUCCAAAAGCCUGUUGGACUGUCUUUUAUGACAGACUAUGAGUUCACGGGGUUGGGGGAGAUAGCUUAAUCAACUAACUUUUCAACACUCAAAUGACGACUGAGACUCUGUCAUUCUAAUAUAUAAUGUAUACAUUGUAAAAGUGUACUUUACAUGGAAACCAGACUCCGUGUCUGUAAUAACAGUAUAUAAAUGUUGUGCACAGUAGAUUGUCUCUGUUGAAAUGAUUAAAUGAGUCUGCGUUUUUAUAAACAGUCAAA